This is a messenger RNA of Hevea brasiliensis (rubber tree), 1677 nucleotides long. Its product is annotated as putative methylesterase 14, chloroplastic. Gene Ontology annotation, molecular function: methyl salicylate esterase activity; methyl jasmonate esterase activity; methyl indole-3-acetate esterase activity. The transcript has 5 exons. Bases 494 to 1534 code for a protein of 346 amino acids. Gene Ontology annotation, biological process: salicylic acid metabolic process; jasmonic acid metabolic process. The record is from RefSeq and is a predicted model, not a curated record. NCBI's taxonomy places the organism in Eukaryota, Viridiplantae, Streptophyta, Magnoliopsida, Malpighiales, Euphorbiaceae.
AAAUAUGGUAUUUUGAGAAGCAGAAAUUGGAGAAACUUAACGGCAGAAGCCAAUGUGGGUGCCUUUGAAGAGGAGAGAGCAUAAGAUGUCUCCCACCGUUGAAAACGGGGGGGAGGGGGAGAAGGGGAUAUAGAGAGGGAGAGAGAGAAUAAAUAGCAGCUGAAUUCAGUUGGGUUUUGGGAGAGUUGAAAGUGUUACUUCAUUGCUCUCUUAUUUUCUUUUAGCAUUUAUAACAACUUCUCCUCCACUACUCUCUCUUCUUUCAUUCUCACCUACUCUCUCUCUCAACAAUUCUCAGUCAGACAGGACCAAAAAAAAAAAAAGAAAAGAUAAGAGAGAGAGAGGAUAGAAUAUCCCUGAACUCUCGAUUCAUCUUCAUCAGCUGCAUAUCAAAAUGCUACUGCCCUCACUUUUCCCAGACAAUCUCUUGAUUUUUCUUUCAUUUUUUUGUUGCUAAUUCCUCCAAGGGGCAAAGGCCAAAGCUUUCUGCAAUAUGGGGAACCGUUUGAUUUGCAUUACUAAAAAGGAUGCCAAAGAUACUCAUGGAUCGAGAAGCAAGAGGUUGGGUAGGUCUCAGAGAAAAUCGUUGGCAGAGGAAGAGUUCCUCCAUAGGCAAGCUCUCUCUAUGGCACUUCAUCAACACCAAUUGUCUCAGAGAUUUGAUGGAUCCAUGUCCAGAAGGAUUGGCUCCAUCAGCUCUCGAAGACGAAAUCUAUCUGAUCCCUUCUCUAACGGAAAACAGGUGCCAGACUUUCUGGAGAAUUUCAAGUUAAAAAAGUUCAUUCUCAUACAUGGAGAAGGAUUUGGAGCUUGGUGUUGGUACAAAACUAUUGCUCUGUUGGAAGAAGCAGGAUUGCUUCCCACUGCCAUAGAUCUAAUAGGAUCUGGUAUUGAUCUGACGGAUACAGACAGUGUCGCAUCAUUGGCAGACUACUCAAAACCUUUAAUUGAUUAUUUGGAAAGCGUUCCUGAGGAUGAAAAGGUUAUUUUGAUUGGUCAUAGUACUGGAGGUGCAUGUGUCUCUUAUGCCCUGGAGCAUUUUCCACACAAGAUCUCAAAAGCUAUAUUUAUCUGUGCCACAAUGGUGUCUGAUGGUCAGAGGCCUUUCGAUGUGUUUGCUGAAGAGCUUGGAUCUGCUGAACGUUUCAUGCAAGAAUCAGAGUUUUUGAUAUAUGGGAAUGGUAAAGACAACCCUCCUACAGGAUUUAUGUUUAAGAAACAGCAGAUGAAAGGUUUAUAUUUCAAUCAAUCACCAACAAAGGAUGUUGCUUUGGCAAUGGUUUGUAUGAGACCCAUCCCAUUGGGUCCUAUAAUGGAGAAGCUGUCAUUGUCCUUUGAGAAAUAUGGAACUAGUAGGCGGUUCUUCAUUCAAACAUUGGAUGAUCAUGCACUUUCACCAGAUGUCCAAGAAAAGCUAGUGAGAGAAAAUCCACCAGAAGGAUUCUUCAAGAUUAAAGGAAGUGACCACUGUCCUUUCUUUUCAAAACCACAAUCUCUCCACAAAAUAUUGCUGGAAAUUGCUCAGAUUCCAUAGAUUGUUUAUUUUGGGAAAUGGAGAACAAGUUUCUGUGAGUCUUUUAUUGGUUUAACAUACAUAGCUUUUACAAUGUGAUAAGCGAUUAUUAAUUGUCGAACAAUGGAUGAAUUUUUCUACUGUUAAUGAUUUCUUAAGUCUUA